This is a messenger RNA of Xyrauchen texanus (razorback sucker), 421 nucleotides long. Its product is annotated as hexokinase-1-like. The coding region runs from base 37 to 282 and encodes 81 amino acids. The transcript has 2 exons. The record is from RefSeq and is a predicted model, not a curated record. Gene Ontology annotation, molecular function: mannokinase activity; D-glucose binding; glucokinase activity. Gene Ontology annotation, biological process: glycolytic process; glucose 6-phosphate metabolic process; intracellular glucose homeostasis. Lineage: Eukaryota; Metazoa; Chordata; Actinopteri; Cypriniformes; Catostomidae. Gene Ontology annotation, cellular component: mitochondrion; cytosol.
GUUUCCCGCAAGACUGACCAGCACUGUUGAGCAGGAAUGGCUGCUGUUGUGGACAAAAUUCGAGAGAACCAUGGGCUCGAUCAUCUGGAGAUUAAUGUGGGAGUUCAUGGCACCCUUUACAAGUUGCAUCCACACUUCUCCACAAUCUUAAAGGAUACAGUCAGACAGCUUGCCCCUAACUGUAAGAUGGAUUUCAUCCUGUCAGAGAAUGGCAGUGGGAAAGGUGCAGCCUUGAUCACAGCUGUGGCAUGGCAGUGUAAAGACAAACAAGGACUUUACUAGACCUUCAGACUGCUUUUCUGAGAGUACUGCUGCUUUUGUUUAAAGAGGAUUUCUAAAAGUAAUCAAAGAUGAUCAAAUGUUGAUGUUUCACAUCUUUAUUAGGUCUUUUUCCAUAUUAAAAUAAGUUCCAUCAAGACCA